CAAAAUUAAAAGUGACUAAACAGAAGCAACUAAUCUAAAGUGAAAGAGAAGUAUUUAUUUUGAAACACCGGAAGUAAAGAAGAUUCUGCAACAGUGCCACAAAGGCAAAUCCAGGAGGAUGGCUGCAUUUCACAUGAAACCCGCCCUGCGCCACAGUGUGCCAGAAUGGGGUACCAACAACCAGCAGCUGUCUGCUACAGCACAACAUGAGAGACACAUUUCAAAUAUGGUCCAGCAGGAAGGGAGAGCUCUGCGCAAUGACACCAGUUGUAAGACAAUUUGGGAUGAGAAUGAAACCUCUUGCAGGUUGAGUGAUCGUAUCUGGGAUGUCGCCCGGUGGAAAGAAGCAUUAGAAGCCUGCGCUCAGAAACUGGAUGAAGAGAUGGAAGCUUUGACUUUGUGCAAAGAGCAGACUGAGCAGGCCCUGGCUGCAACCGCUCUUCCUCUGGAAGUCAGCGUGGAAUGCCUGACGUUGCGUGAGGGACGGAGCGGGUAUGAACUUGUGCAGGACCCCGUUGAAGAGCAGCUGAAAAAAGAUGUGACCUUGAUUGAAGCAUUGCAACAAAUUCUGCAACAAAACAUACACAAGGCCUUUGAGCAGCUUUGUGUUUUGCAGGAGGCACGUCACCAACUGACCUCUGACCUCCAGAACAAGAUGGAGGCAUUGGACAUUGACACGACCUGCCUGUCACUUACAAUAAAGUCUCCAGAGAUCUCCUUGAAGACUGAUCCCAAACGGAUACCCAAUAGUUCAUCCACCCCACAGACGUGGGUCGAGUUCAGCCAAUUUAAUGUGGCUCAUGCUCAAGAGGCCAUGCAGGUGUCCCAGCACAUGAGGGAGGACAUGAAUCUCACCAGAGCUCAGCUGCAGAAUGACCUGGAGAGUCAGUGUAAAGCCACUGAUUUUGCCCUUCGGAAGCGUUUUCACGAUGAGGAGCAGGCUCGCGAUGAGUUGGAGUGGCAAAUUAAAAAUACUGAAGAUGAAAUGGCUGAGAUGCAGAACGACAUCCGGCGAUUGGAUGAGGAUUUACAUGCGAAGACAGCGUUUAUGAAGCUGGCUCACACGCGAUUGGAGAACAGGACAAACAGAUCUGGCAUGGAUCUGUGCAGAGAUGAGGUUCAGUACGGCCUCAUUAAUGAAGUUAAUCAACUGGAGGCCACAAUCUUGGCUCUAAAAAAGAAGCUUUCUGAAGCUCAACACUCCCUGCAGAAGAUGCAGCUUCAUCACAGCCACAUGUUGCAGGAUCUUUCCAGAAAACAGGAAUCUCUGUCUCUGGAACAGCGAAGCAUGAAUACCCGCGGCCGCCUCACAUCGACCUCCUACACGGACAAAAUCCCAGUACCGCUGAUCCCACUCACAAACUCUAGUGGGAGAAGCAACCUGCAGCUGCUGGCUCAGUAA
Thalassophryne amazonica is the source of this 1402-nucleotide messenger RNA. It is a transcript of the gene tekt2, whose product is annotated as tektin 2 (testicular). The transcript is spliced from 10 exons. Gene Ontology annotation, cellular component: microtubule cytoskeleton; nucleus. Gene Ontology annotation, biological process: cilium movement involved in cell motility; cilium assembly. Bases 119 to 1402 code for a protein of 427 amino acids. The record is from RefSeq and is a predicted model, not a curated record. NCBI's taxonomy places the organism in Eukaryota, Metazoa, Chordata, Actinopteri, Batrachoidiformes, Batrachoididae.